Lethenteron reissneri (Far Eastern brook lamprey) is the source of this 3521-nucleotide messenger RNA. Its product is annotated as proline-, glutamic acid- and leucine-rich protein 1-like. Gene Ontology annotation, cellular component: nucleus. Gene Ontology annotation, biological process: rRNA processing. Lineage: Eukaryota; Metazoa; Chordata; Hyperoartia; Petromyzontiformes; Petromyzontidae. The record is from RefSeq and is a predicted model, not a curated record. Gene Ontology annotation, molecular function: ubiquitin binding; phosphatidylinositol binding.
GAGGAGGAGAUGUGUCUGAGGAUGCAGAUCCGUGUGCUGUUCCCAGAUCCACGUGGCGCGUGUCCCAGUGUGGUGACAUCGUAAUAAAUUAGAGGUUUAAGGCGUCCUUGGACAACGGAUCUUGGAGAGAACACCGUGCAUGUGUAAAUGUCGAAAGUGGUAAAGUGAGAAGCAAGCGAGGAGAGAAAUAUUAAAGAGGCCGAAAGAGAGAGCGAGAGAGAGACGGAGGCCUAUUUAAACACGUUGCUGUGGUCUUCAACCGGGACUUAAAAGGGCGACGCAUCUGUGAACCGCUGCAUCAGCCACUGCAACCUGUGUUUGAACUCUGUGAAGACGAGGUGGGAUGGCCUCUCCCUGCUGGCUGCGCUGGUGCACGACUGCUCCACGCAGGUGUUCGUGCAGCACUGCUGCGCCUGGCUCCGUGCCGUCACACAGCUGCUGCAGCCCUAUGAGCCGGAGGGCGGAUUGGCGCUGGCUGUCAGAGUCCUGGCCGACCUUCUGCGAUUCUCCGCGCAACUCCCCGAGCUGGCGCGGGAGGUGUCGCAGUCUCACCUGCCGGCGCUCAUGUCGGCACUGCUGGCGCUGCGGGACCAGCGAGAGUGCAUGGCGAUGGAGGGGCUGCUGGCCUUGCAUGAGAUUCUACCCGAAGACAAGUGGCACUACCAAGGUGAAGCUGGAGCUGCUGUUCGUUCCCAGACUGACGGCGACGAGGCCGACCGUGAGAGAGCUGGCGCUGGGCGGAUUCGUGCUGCUGCCGUCGCUGGGGGGAGGGGGCCCCACGGGGGGGCAGAAGCACGCGGAGGCGUGGACGCAGCAGCUGCACGACGUGCUGCGCUCGCUGCACGCGGCGCUCGCACGCCUCUACGACUCCGGAGCGGACGAGGCGCAGGACUGGGGUCCUGGGGUCCAACUGGCACUCCCGGAGCCACAGGCGGACAGCCCCGUGUACCUGCUGCAAGUGAAGCAGGAGUUCUCCUGCCUUGCCCGGGCCCUGGUCGUCAUGUUGCGGGAAGAGUUUACGGCGCCGGUGAAGGUGCCGGCGGAGUCAAUCCUCGCCCUCGUUUGCCGAGCGCUGGCUAUCUCGCCCAAGCGCCUGGCCGCGGUGGGGGAAGCCACUAUGCAGCUGCUGGUGCUACCCUCGGUCCACACAGACGCCCUCUCGCUGCUCGAAGCCCUCAUUCGCACGUGCGGCAAGCGGCUACUGCGGUUCGGCGACGUUAUCAACCGGGCCUUCCCGCAGGUGCUCGGCACGUGGAGCCCGCCGGCGGAGACGGGGGGUGACCCCGGGCGGGAGAGCCCCUACAGCGAGGUGCGAGUGCGUGCGUACGGCGCGCUGGCCGCGUGGGUGGACGUGUGCGGCGCCACGUGCCGCGUGCUGCAGGACGAGCUGCAGCACGCGCACGACCUCCUCCGCCACCUCGUCCGGGACGCCUCCCCCGCCAGCGACCUCAUCCGGCUCCAGGUGGGGCGGCCGCGUGGUGACCUCCAGGUGGGGAGUCGCGCCGGCAAGCGGCACAAGGGCGGCGCGCUCGGCACCGGCGCCACCGGCACGGCCGGGCCCAGGAAGAGCGACGCGCAGGCGGGGGCCGACGUGUGCCUGGCGGCGCUGCACGCGCUGGUGCGGGUGGUGCUGCGCUGUGGGAGCUUGCUGCCCGCCAGGGUGCACAAGCGCCUGCACGAGCUGGCGGUGAGCUCGGCGCUGGCGCUGCAGGCAGGCGGCGCUCCGCCGCGCCCCCUCGGCGCGUGCCCCGCGUGCCGUGUGGAGCUCUACCGCCUGCUGCUGCACCUGCUGCUGGCGCCCUCGCCGGCGCUGCCUCCGCCGCUGCAGCCGGCGCUGCGCAUCCUGGCCCGGGGCCAGCGUGACGACAGCGCCCAGGUGUCCGCGUUUUGCGCCGACGCCCUCGUCGUCGCGAGCGCCAUCGUCCACCCGCGGGUCCCCUCCCUGCAGCUUCCCGCACCCCCAGCCGCGCCCGCAGCCGCCCCUCCGCUCGGGGAGGCGGCCCGCGAGUUCUCGUGGCCCGGAAGAGACCCCGAGGGCGGGGCGGGCCCCGACGCCGAGGCGCGCGACGUCCGGCCCGACGACCGCUCCCCGCUGGACCUGUCGCGCAACGACGCGCCGGGAGAUUGGGCCCGGCCGGCCGUCCCGCGCGGCUCUUCCGGUGGCGACUCCGGCGGAACGGCGGGCGCCGACGGCGGCGCCGAAGGCCCGGACGAGUCCGCGACGAUCGCGGACGGCGUCGCGGCGCCGUUGCGGGCGACGGCCGUGGAGCCGCGCCGAGUGGAGGACGAGGGAGCACACCGGGAGAGGGCGGCGGCGGCGGAGAGGGCGGCGGCGGCGGAGAGGGCGGCGGCCUCCUCUCUGCGGUCCAGUGGAGGGAUGCAGGAGGAGGACGACGUGGAGGAGGGUGGGCGAGAGAACGGCGGCAACGACGGCAGAGGAUCCAAGCGCAAACGGGGGAGGGACGAGCGCGAGGCUGUGGCUGCGAGCGACGAGAAGCACGACGGCGGUUGCUGCGGCGACGAUGGCGAUGAUCGCGAUGGCGGCGACGACGACGACGACACGAUGAGGACCAUGCUCGCCGACUUUGUGGACUGCCCACCAGAGGGCGAGGGGAGCUGCCGCCACCGCGAGGUCGUCGCCGCUCGCGAUUAACUCGCCCGGCCGAAGCGCCGGCACCCCCCGCCAGCUCCUGGAGGCGCUGCGUGGGGACACGCCGGGAGGUGGGGGGGGAGCGGUGGGGCGCACGCAAGACGCGAGUUGUAUAUUGGAACUUCUUUCGCGCCGUACGUAGCCAACCGUGCGAAUCGGAGGUGCAAGUUCUGCGGUUGCUUUCGAUGCUUCAGUGUUGACUCGCCGAUCCCUCUGCCCACAUUGAGGACUCGGUUUUACCAGACACUGACUUUCCCGUCUCGACCGACAGCAGUGCUACCGGAGGACACACGACCGCGCGCACGCACGCACACACACACACAAAGAUCACCUUCACAGACUGUUGGGGCAAGUGCUGUUAGCGAGCAGCACCUAAGAAGGCCGCCACGGCACACGAGGGGGUGGGUGGCCCGCAUCACGUACCGCCAUUUUUGACACACCGCACCAGGUUCUCAUUUGAGGCUGAGUCGACCUAGGAAGAGGCCCAGGCCUUGUUCAGAUAUUCGUCGCUGGCGCUGACCUUGAGCGGGAAUCGAACCCGGCUCGCUGGGUUCGGAGCGCGGCGUGCUCGCCGGCGCACUUCCACUCCCCACCACGUGCACACACGCGUCGCCCGCCGUGUGUCAGCCUGCCACUCUGCUAGCGCCGCCGGGCGCCAACUGCUGCGCGGCGUCAUUUGUAGUCGGACAGAGCCGGCACGACUGUGCGGCGAUGCGCUCUCUUGGUCGCUGUGCUGGGGCAGCGACAUCCACGGAGCCUCCCCAGCGUAGCGUGUGCCGGGUGACGAACAGCAUGCUCCACCCCCAUCGUGUCUGCUCGUGCGCUUGUUAAGCAACAGCCCUUGCCCCAUCGCUCCCCGCAACUUUCUUUU